This is a messenger RNA of Cyprinodon variegatus (sheepshead minnow), 1512 nucleotides long. It is a transcript of the gene pde5ab, whose product is annotated as phosphodiesterase 5A. The coding region runs from base 1 to 1512 and encodes 503 amino acids. The transcript has 15 exons. NCBI's taxonomy places the organism in Eukaryota, Metazoa, Chordata, Actinopteri, Cyprinodontiformes, Cyprinodontidae. Gene Ontology annotation, molecular function: 3',5'-cyclic-GMP phosphodiesterase activity; protein binding. The record is from RefSeq and is a predicted model, not a curated record. Gene Ontology annotation, biological process: signal transduction.
AUGCAUGACGGGGAGAGUGAAAGGAUCUGUUGCACAGAACCCCCGACCGUCUCCCUGAGCACUGCCAGCCAGCUUCUUCAUCUCCACCACCUGCCAGUGGGAACGGGCAUCUCCACCAUCGUUUCCAUGAAUAACCAGACCAGCUCACCGCUCUCUGACUUCUCUGUCUAUCUGGCCUUUUCAGGCAUCGUUCUGCACAACGCUCAGCUGUAUGAGACCUCACAGCUGGAAAUCAGACGUAACCAGGUGCUGUUGGACCUGGCCAGCCUGAUCUUUGAGGAGCAGCAGAGUCUGGAGGUUUUACUCAGGAAGAUCGCCGGCACUAUUCUGUCCUUCAUGCAGGCGGCGGCCUGCACCGUCUUCAUCGCUGGCGAAGACUCCAUGAAUUCCUUCUCCAGCGUGUUUCACAUGGAACGGGAGGAGCUGGCUAAAGUCCUGGACGCCCCCCAGAGAGACUGUGAUGUCAGUCAGAUAAACUACAUGUACGCUCAGUACGUCAAAAACACCAUGCAGACUCUCAACAUCGCUGACGUCACCAAGGACCAGCGCUUCCCAUGGACGUGUGAAAGCUCCGAUCAGCCCGGCGGCCGGAUCAGAAGCCUGCUCUGCACUCCUAUCAGGAAUGGCAAAAAAGACAAAGUCAUAGGUGUGUGUCAGCUGGUGAACAAAACAGAUGAAACUUCCAGCAGCAUUAAGGCGUUCAACAGAAACGACGAGCAGUUCUUGGAGGCCUUCGCCAUCUUCUGUGGUCUCGGCAUUCAGAACACGCAGAUGUAUGAGACGGUGGAGAGGGCCAUGGCCAAGCAGGACGUCACCCUGGAGGUUCUGUCCUACCACGCCUCCGCCACUGAGGAGGAAACCAGGGAACUCCAGGUGGCCACAGUUCCUUCGGCUCAGUCACUGCGUCUCCUGGACUUCAGCUUCAGCGACUUCGAGCUGUCGGACGCUGAAACCACGCUGGCUACCAUCCGCAUGUUCAUCGAUCUCAACCUGAUCCAGAACUUCCAAAUGAAGUACACGAACUUGUGCCAGUGGGUUCUGAGUGUUCGGAAGAACUACAGGAAGAAUGUGGCCUACCACAACUGGAGGCACGCGCUGAACACGGCCCAGUGCAUGUUCGCCUUGCUGAAGUCUGGACGCUUCCAGGACUUCCUGACCGACCUGGAGAUCCUGGCACUAAUGAUUGCGACGCUCUGCCAUGACCUGGACCACCGAGGGGUCAACAACUCCUACAUCCAGAGGAGCGAGCACCCUCUGGCUCAGCUCUACUGCCACUCCACCAUGGAGCAUCACCACUUUGACCAGUGCCUCAUGAUCCUCACCAGUCCGGGGAACCAGAUCCUCAGCGCUCUCUCUCUGGCCGAGUACAGGAGCACCCUGAAGAUGAUCGAGAAGGCCAUCCUGGCCACGGACCUCGCCCUCUACAUGAAGAGGCGGGAGGAGUUCUUUGAGCUCACCAAGAACAACCAGUUUGUUUGGGAGGAUGAAGAUCACAGGGAGCUUCUGAGGUGA